Molecule: messenger RNA, 2271 nt
Organism: Lymnaea stagnalis (great pond snail)
Lineage: Eukaryota; Metazoa; Mollusca; Gastropoda; Lymnaeidae
Source: the annotation of a GenBank genome assembly
GGGGUGGACAACAGAGGAAGAGGUUUUAAUUCUGUGGUGUGCGUACAUCGUUCAGAUCUUACUGCCGAUAGAUGAUGAACCAGAAACCACUGCUGCACUUACCGAAGGUGAAUCCUCAAGUGACGGUGGAGAUGAUUCUGGGGUUGAAAUGAUAGAUGCCAGAACCGAAAAAGAAACAAAUCCCAGAGCCCCACCACAAGCUGAUACCUCGGAGGCCCUCAUCACAGUUUGGGACUCUACAGCAACGGGGCCACCCAGCUGUUGCGAUAUGAAUGAAAAUUCCCGGCGAGACGAACACAAAGUCUCUGUCAGCCCAGCAAGCGGUGAUCCGGUGUUCGGGCGAGAUUUUGGCGACCCCGAUGCUAGCUGUAAAGCCGGAAGUGACGUCGUGGUUUUAAAAUACGAGAAACCAUGGGCGGAACGGUCCCCCAUAAAACUUUCUUCGGACUCUGAAAAUGAAAAUGAAGUGAAGCGUGAGUCUCAACAUGUAAAGAAACAAAAAGACUUGGAUGGCGAGGCAAAUGCUAAUGAAAAUGCUCUGACGUCACCAAGUAGGAGGACAUUGGGGGGUACUCUCUUGAACCAUCCGUCGGGAUCUGCCGACGAUGUGCCCCCGGAGGAAAACAAGGUGCCUAGAAAGAGGAGGCUGCCUCCCGUCUCGCCAGACAGGAAGCGGAAUAGGAAAACACAAAACACAAGGCCUGAAGGCGAAGCCCAUCUUUUGUUUUCUGGGGCCGUCAUCCCGCAGACUGUGCAGCGGCGUGUGGAUCUCGUAUACAAGCCUCACUCAAGCAGAGCCACGGGGUGUGUAUUACGGCUGCCGGAUCGACGGCUCGAACUGGAGAAACGCAAGCGUGCGACAAAACGACAAGAACCGCGACAGGAACGCAAUGUGACCAUCGUGACGACCGACCCGCCUCUUGUUGAUGAUGACAGCUUCUUUCAUAUCAUGCUGUUUUUAGUGGCGCUAUUAACUCAGUGUAUGGUUCUGUUUCGAUUGCAUUAGUCCUUGACGCUGGUGGUCGAAAAAUCUGUGUCGCGAUACUUGUUGACACCGAGGCUUCCAGGUCUUUAAAGAAACGCGUAAGAAAGGGAAAGAACCCAAGCUCGUUUGGCCAGUCUUUAUUUUAUUUCCCAGGUUAAGUUUUCACCUUACGUUGCACCCUGGAAAACCUACCCUGGCAAUCUACCCUUACAAUCUACCCUGGCAAUCUACCCUCGCAAUCUACCCUGGCAAUCUUCCCUUACAAUCUACCCUUACAAUCUACCCUGGCAAUCUACCCUUACAAUCUACCCUGGCCAUCUACCCCUACCCUGGCCAUCUACCCUUACAAUCUACCCUGACCAUCUACCCUUACAAUCUACCCUCUAAAUCUACCUUUAAAAUCUACCCUGGCAAUCUACUCUUAUAAUCUACCCUGGCAAUCUACCCUUACAAUCUACCCUGGCAAUCUACCCUGGCAAUCUACCCUUACAAUCUACCCUAGCAAUCUACCCUUAUAAUCUACCCUUACAAUCUACCCUGGCAAUCUACCCUGGCAAUCUACCCUUACAAUCUACCCUAGCAAUCUACCCUUAUAAUCUACCCUUACAAUCUACCCUGGCAAUCUACCCCGGCAAUCUACCCUUACAAUCUACCCUAGCAAUCUACCCUUAUAAUCUACCCUUACAAUCUACCCUGGCAAUCUACCCUAGCAAUCUACCCUUAUAAUCUACCCUUACAAUCUACCCUGGCAAUCUACCCUUACAAUCUACCCUCUAAACCUAACUUGCAACCUUACCCCAGAAAAAGACCACCCCGUUCUACCAUGAAAACCCAACCCUGACAACCUAUCCUCGGAAUCAACCUUGACAACGUACCUUCUUUACCUACCAUAGAACACCCUAAGCUACCCUCACAACGUCCCUUACAAGCGACCCUAACGAUUCACCCUGGCAGCCUACCCCCACAAUUCACCCUUACAAUUCACCCUUAAAAUUCACCCUUACAAUUCACCCCCACAAUUCACCCUUACAAUUCACCCUUACAAUUCACCCCUACAAUUCAGCCUUACAAUUCACCCUGACAAGCUGCCCUCAUAAACCAACCUGACGCUGCCCACGCCACAUGGGUUAUCUUAACUGUGGACAGGGACCACUUUCUGUAAAAUAAGCUUGUUUCGGGAAUCCGAAAAACUUUAAAAUCUUUCUUCACGGUAUUAAAUUUCUCAGUGAUUCACCUCUUAGGGCCCGUGUAGUGUGGUCUCUAUUUGUUUCAGACCUAGAUCACCU